Eleginops maclovinus (Patagonian blennie) is the source of this 2386-nucleotide messenger RNA. RefSeq names its product tripartite motif-containing protein 16-like. Bases 207 to 1733 code for a protein of 508 amino acids. Lineage: Eukaryota; Metazoa; Chordata; Actinopteri; Perciformes; Eleginopidae. Gene Ontology annotation, molecular function: protein binding; zinc ion binding. The record is from RefSeq and is a predicted model, not a curated record. The transcript is spliced from 7 exons.
UUCUGUCACACACAUUGUCAGUCUCACAGUUUCACUGAAGCUGUUAACUUCAGGACCUCAUUUUCUCCACGGAUACUUCCUCCUGCUUAUUUUUUAUCAAAGCGUUUCUUUAGCUUUGGAUCCUACAAACUUUGCUACACAUUUCUGCUGAGCUGAAGCACCUGUGGAUUUAAAUUCCCAUAAUUGUUAGACAUCCUAGUUGAAAUAUGUCUUUAGAUUUAGACAGAUACAACUCGGACAAAUCUCGUCGGUCUACCAGUCGUAACCAGUCCAGGUCUAGUCUGGCCAAGUCCGGGGAAGUGCUGUGUGACUUCUGCACAACUAGAAAGCAGAAGGCUGAGAAGUCCUGCCUGGUGUGUCUAGCAUCUUACUGCGAGACCCACGUCCAGACUCACUAUGACUACCCUGCCCUGAUGAAGCACAAGCUGGUCAAAGCUACGGGUCAGAUGAGAGAGAAGAUUUGUGCACAGCAUGACAAGUUGCUGGAGGCUUUUUGUCGCACUGAUGAGACAUCAGUGUGUGUUUUGUGCAUGAUGGAUGAACACAAACAUCACGACAUCGUCCCGGCUGGAACUGAGAGGACUGAGAAACAAAAACAACUUGGUACCACGCUGCACAAAUCUCAGACUAGGAUUGACCAGAGAGUUAAAAAGUGGCAGGAUCUCCGUCAAGCUGUUGAAUCAGUUAAACACUCGGCUCAAACUGCCCUAGAGGAGAACGAGAGGAUCUUCAGUGAGCUUCUGCUUUCCAUUGAGAGGAAGUACAAUGAAGUCAAGGAGAUGAUCCGUUCCCACGAAAAGACCACUGUGUCACGGGCCGAGUUACUGCUGGACCGCUUGGAGGAAGAGAUCACUCUGCUGAGGAAGAAACACACUGACCUAGAUAAGCUCUCACACACCGAUGAUCACAUACACUUUCUGCAGAGCUGGCAGUCUCUGUCAGGCCCCUCCGGAUAUGAAGACCUCAACAACAUCUGUGCGGCUCCCAAUUACUCCUUUGAUGCCACCAAGAGAGCCAUCGCUGCACUGAAAUUACAAGUAGAAGAAGUCAGCAAGACCGAAAUGAGAAAAAUCUCAGGAGCAGUGAAUGAUGUUUACAUCACGCAAGAGGUUGAAACAAAGACAGAAAGCGAAUCAAUUUCGAGAGAACAACCAAGGAUGAGAGAAGAACCCAGGACAAGAGAAGAGCCGAGGACAAGAGAAGACUUCCUGAAAUACUCCUGCCAGCUGAGUUUCGAGGUCAACAGUGUCCAUCGCAGCCUUCAUCUCUCCGAAGGAAACCGAACAGCAACGAUGAAGAGUGAGCCCAAGAAUUACCCUGACCACCCAGACCGAUUUGAACAAUGGCAACAGGUGUUGUGCAGAGAGAGCCUGACUGGUCGCUGUUACUGGGAGGUGGACUGGAGGGGUACAGAGGUGGAUAUGGCUGUUACAUACAGGGGGAUCCGCCGUAAAGGAAACAGCAAUGAGUGCAGCCUGGGCUGGAACGACAAAUCCUGGAGUCUGUACUGCAGUGGCUCCAAAUUCUCCUUUGUGCACAAUAACAACAGCAAGGAUAUUGCAGCUCCGAUGGCAUCCCGAAUCGGCAUCUACCUGGAUUAUUCUGCAGGAACACUGGCAUUUUACAAUGUUUCUGAUGGCAUGCAGCUUAUGCACAAAAUCCAGGCGACAUUCACACAGCCCCUCUACCCUGCAUUCAGUGUGUGGGGCUUCGGUAGUAGUAUCAGACUGUAGGAGAGUUGUCAAAGUGCUAGCAAUCUGCGUAUGUACAUAACAUUCCAUACAUCCUUGUAAAAACAAACUUCAGAUGUAUUUUUUUGUUCACCUUUUACUUUAAGUUAUUUUUCCUCAUUUAUGAGCUAAAAUAUAACUUUAAGUUUUAAAUGAUUAAAUGAUUCUGUUUUUGCUUUUUUUAAUUAUUCAAUUAAUCUGUUUUUUAUUUUUAAUGAAUCCUACCCUCUAUGUAUUUUAUUUUGACCACUUUUGCUUUGGGGCAAUAUAGUCUAAUAAAUAUAAAACAUAUGCAUUGAUUGAUUACUAUGUUAUUUCACAGUGUUCAACAACUUUUUCUCAAUUAUGUUAUAGUAUGUUAUACAUUUAUAUGAAUGGUAUGCUCUGUUUUAAACCAAAUUAAAUCAAAGUUUCUAAAACCACCGUGUUUUUAAGAAAUUAAUUUAUCUCUGCAUUUUAGAUAUGGAAUAUGCCAGUGUAUUCGCCAUCUUUACUCUAAUUUUACUAAAAUAUGUCCUUUACUUGGUGGUGAAAACUCCGGAAACAAAGUAUCUCUUAUGCAAGUUCUCUAUGAUUUUGUGUUGAUGUGACAAACGUAAAAACAAUUUGAUAAUCAACAGAAAUCAAAUAAAAGUGAUGGUAUUUUUGAUCAAUAA